Theobroma umbraticum is the source of this 2212-nucleotide messenger RNA. RefSeq lists its product as uncharacterized. Gene Ontology annotation, molecular function: metal ion binding. Lineage: Eukaryota; Viridiplantae; Streptophyta; Magnoliopsida; Malvales; Malvaceae. The record is from RefSeq and is a predicted model, not a curated record.
UCAUGAAAAUAAUGGAGGAAGAUAGAGCGGCUCCAGAAAGUAUUAUUUGCUUGUCAAUUAAGUAAACUCAAUUUAUAUUAAGUAUAAUAAAUAAAUUAAAUCCCAUAUUUUUAGAUUAUUUAAAUUCGUAAUUUGACCUAUUUUAAAACAUCUCCACUUCCCAACGUCCAUCACACUUCAAAAUUUCAAAUUCUUUUUCUAUGAAGGCCUUGACCCCAAAAUCGAAACAAAGUAUCAGGCUCAUCAAUGGCAAUAUCUGACUCUGACCAAGAAAGCUCUAAAGAUUACAAUGAAGGAUUCGAAGAAGAAGAGUACAGUAGUAAUCAUGGAUCGGACCCGGAUUAUGAUUCGGGUACUGAUCCAAGUUAUAGCAUUGAAGAGGAGACUCGUGCCAAGCUCCAGAACUUUUCCAUCAAGAAAAAAUCAAGGGCAGGUGUUGCUAAGGAUUCUGAUUUGAGUAUUAAGAAAGAUCCAGAAGAAAUGGAGAUGAAUUUUCCAGAGGUUGAUGAUAAAAGUUAUGAGUACGUUCAAAAGAUUAUAAAAGCUGGGAAGCUAGAGAAGCUGAAAGUAGAUCAAUGUAAGGUUUAUCUGAGGAAAAAUGGACUUAGAUUGAGUGGAAAGAAGGACAUGCUCAUGCAGCGCAUAAAGGAGCAUUUGGAGAUUUUAAAUGGUGGAGGGGAGAAGAAGUAUCCACUCUCCAGCUUCGUAUUGAACUGUAAAGGUGAUGCGUGCACUGGUGAUGUCGUUAUGUUUGAGCAGAAUGUUUACGAAAUGUUUAACAUAGCAUCCCGAAGUGCUAGUGGUCCACCAUGUGGUACGAGAAUUGUUGCAGGCCGCAUUGUCAAAGAAAGCUAUGGUGCUGCCAAACAGCAGCAUACAUUUACAAUAGAAGUCCUCUGGAGCAAAGGGGAGAAACCGCUUCCUCCUCUUCAUCCCCUCUUAAUCAAGGGUCGAAACCUUUACAGACUGAAGACCUUGAGGCAGAAAUGGGAAGAUGAAGGGGAGAGGCAAAGAGUUUUGAUGGAAAAGCACUCAAGGGGUUCACUUGCCAGGUCAGAUAGAGAAGUGCGGAUCCUGGAAAGGGAGAGGAGGGAAAUGCUCAGAGCAAAUAGAAUCUUCAAAAAAGAAGGGAGAAACAAGACUCAGUCCCAGUUAACUUCAACAACAACAACAGAAAUUCGACCUCAACAGCCAGGUACAUCUAGUAAUUCAGGAAUAGUAGCACCUCAGCAUCAACAGUCAGGUUUAACUGUUGUAGCGGGAAAACCAACAAGUCAAACUCAUGGGUCAGGAUCAGUCUUUGAUUUAGAGAAACCACCAAUUAUGUCUCAACAAUCAGGUUUCUUAGCUGAACCCCAGCAGCUUGCAAAUCAACCUAAGCAGUCAGGUUUAUCAGUUACUCCCAGAGAAAAAAGGACUCAACUCACCGAACAGUUAGCCUUUUCUCCUAAUUUCAAGGCUAAAAGUUUUCAAUCAGAGUAUAAAAAUGUUCAUGUACCUCAGCGGCUUGCAAAUAAACCUAAGCAAUCUGGUUUUUCAGUUGCUGCUAGAGAAAAAAGGAUUCAACUCCCUGAACAGUCAGGUUUUUCUCCUAAUUUCAAGGCUAGAAGUUUUCAAUCAGAGUAUAAAAAUGUUCAUGUAUGGGAAGGUUAUCAAAAUCAAAUUCCUCGUUAUUCGGUCCAGAGCAGUAGCAUUCCGGAGGUUCAGCUUCAAAAGGGUGAUAAAUUUCACGUAGAAUACAGAAAAACUAACUUCCAUAUGAAUAAAUACCAGAAUUCUAUCAAUGACAAGUCCACCAGAAGUGGAACGAGUAAGUUGCCUGAGACGAGCUAUCAUAGACAUCAGCUGAAAAGCAUGAACAAUUGUCAUCCAGUAACUCCGCCACAGAGACGAGGCUUCCUUUCACAACAGCCCUGCCGGUAUCAUGCCCAAGGACGAUGCUAUUAUGGAGAAAACUGUAAAUUUUUGCAUGAAACGAGAGAGCUGCAUGGAGCAGAGGAAAAAAGAUUCUGGAGGUACGGACAUUAUUAAAAUUUAGAAUGUAGGAAGGUUUGAGCACAAGUCCAAAUUUUGAGUGGUUUCAUGGAAUUCAUGGCCUUGUGGACAAUGGAGAAAUUGAGCUUUUUGUCUGUUUUAUUUGGUAAAUGCUAUGUACCGAUUCCUUUUUUAUACAAUUGUCUUGGGAGAAGUUGGUGGAGGAUACGCUUUUAAA